This is a messenger RNA of Epinephelus moara (kelp grouper), 1409 nucleotides long. RefSeq names its product olfactory receptor 8-like. Gene Ontology annotation, biological process: G protein-coupled receptor signaling pathway. Gene Ontology annotation, molecular function: olfactory receptor activity; G protein-coupled receptor activity. The record is from RefSeq and is a predicted model, not a curated record. Lineage: Eukaryota; Metazoa; Chordata; Actinopteri; Perciformes; Serranidae. Bases 438 to 1409 code for a protein of 323 amino acids. The transcript has a single exon. Gene Ontology annotation, cellular component: membrane.
AGUCGAGUGAGUAAUAUCUUCCGUGUCGUCUCUUUGUUUGCUUUUACCGAGUGACCUAGCGUACCUGUCCCAGAGCCAGCUGCAGCUGUUGCUCACCGGUGUAUCCCUCCACGCAGGACGUAAACACACUGUAGUUCAUGUAUCAAACCUCUUCUAAAACAACUAAAACGGACUCCUGUUUUUUGAAUUAACGUGACGUAUCACCGCCAUACCACGGUGAUACGUCCCUCUGUUACCGCUGUGAGAAAAAAUAUAUACCGUCACAGCCCUAUCAGAAAGUUUAACAUGCAUAGUAGGAAACUUUCCAAAUUCUCCAGAGGUGAAAUAAUUUUGUGACGUCUACUAGGCUAGACACCAUAAAAGAUGUUGUACAUCUCCCAGAACACCCAGUGUUGGUAAAUAGGUUUAAAUGUAUCAAUGUCUUUUUGAUUCAGAGAAUGGAAAACAGCACUGUCUCUUUUUACUUUAACCUAACCAUGUUCAUGAACAUUGGACAUUACCAUUAUCAAGCCUUUGUCUUUUGCCUCCUGCUCUACAGCUUUAUUGUGUCUGCUAAUCUUACCAUGAUAAUUAUAAUAUUACGGGAGAAAACACUACAUGAGCCCAUGUACAUUUUCAUUGCAUUUUUAUCUGUCAAUGCUCUGUAUGGUUCCACUGGUUUCUUCCCCAGAUUCCUCAUGGACCUUCUGUCUGAUACUCAUUUGAUCUCUCAUCCUGCUUGUUUUACUCAGAUUUAUGUUAUUUACACAUAUGUUUUUUACGAACUGACCAUUCUGAGCAUUAUGGCAUAUGAUAGAUAUGUUGCUGUGUGUCAUCCUUUACAUUAUCACAGAAAGAUGAACUCUAAAACUGUCUACAUUUUGACAUUUUUUGCUUGGGUCUGUCCAACCUGUUACCUUACAAUGAGCAUUAUUAUGGUUGUCAGGCUUCCUCUAUGUGGUAACAAUAUACAGAGGGUAUACUGUGCCAGCUGGAAUAUUGUAAAAUUAUCAUGUGUUACCAAUGCUCUUUACCAUAUUGUUGCUUCUUUGGGGGCCACAAUUCUAGCCUCUUUUUUUUGUGGUUUUAUCUUGUAUACUCAUCUGAGAAUUGUGAUUGCUUGUUGGAAGUCAUCAGAGGUCAGAGGAAAAGUAUUACAGAGCUGUCUUCCACAUGUUAUUUCAUUUCUGAUCUAUCUCUUCACAUCAUUAAGUGAUGCUGCUCUGAGUCGACAAAAUCUUAAAAAGAUUAAUCCAUUUGUGGCUAUAAUUGUGUCACUAGAAUUUGUUAUUAUUCCUCCAGUUGUAAAUCCUCUUGUUUAUGGCCUUAAAUUACCAGAACUUAGAAAACACAUCUUCAAGAUAUUAUGCUUAAAACCUCAAAUAAAAAAGAUUUCCUGUACAUUACCAGAGUCUACUCUGAUCAUGUGA